Messenger RNA from Fonsecaea multimorphosa CBS 102226, 1071 nucleotides. RefSeq lists its product as uncharacterized. NCBI's taxonomy places the organism in Eukaryota, Fungi, Ascomycota, Eurotiomycetes, Chaetothyriales, Herpotrichiellaceae. Gene Ontology annotation, molecular function: methyltransferase activity. The record is from RefSeq and is a predicted model, not a curated record. The coding region runs from base 1 to 1071 and encodes 356 amino acids. The transcript is spliced from 2 exons.
AUGUCGUCUUCGAACACCCCAGUACCUUCGACUACUCCCGUUCAAACCAUGGAUUCCCCUCUAGUGCCAGACUCGGAGUCGACUCAUUCCUCUGACGAGGGUGCUCACUACGAUACGAGGUCGUUGACUGCCAGUAUCACUGACUACCCGAUCCAUUGGGGCCGAAGAUACCACCGAUAUAAGGAGGGCGCAUAUCUAUUCCCCAACGACGAAAACGAACAGGUCCGCCUGGAUGAGCAGCACGAAAUCCUCAAUCGACUCCAUGGCCGCUUGUUCUUUGCUCCUCUGGACCCAGAUACUGUCCAGACCGUCUUGGACAUAGGCACCGGCACUGGAAUUUGGCCGAUUCAGCUUGCCGACUCCGACGCACUUCCCAAUGCCACCAUCACAGGCGUGGAUCUUUCUCCGGUCCAGCCCGAUGACGUCCCCUCAAACGUCUACUUUGAGAUCCAAGACUGUGCCGAGGAGGACUGGCUGCGGCCAACUGACAGUUUCGAUUAUUGUCACGUUCGCUUCAUGGCUGGAUCGCUCACCUCAUACGAAGACUUGGUCCGGACGGCGAGGAAAUAUCUUCGUCCCGGUACCGGAUGGCUCGAGUGUCACGAAAUCCAUCCCCAGCCUGUAUCGGACGACAACACUAUUCCCGAAGGCUGGGCCAUGAAGGCCUGGGAAGAGCAUCUUGACUAUGCCGCCACUAAAGCGCUCAGGCCAGCACGACCUGUUCGAAUAGCACCGAACAUCAAGACUUGGAUGGAAGAAGCGGGCUACGUGGAUAUCCACGAGCACAUCUCCAAGAUCCCUCUGGGUCCCUGGCCCCGAGAUCCGCGCCUCAAGAACAUUGGCGGCUGGUGGCUUGCCAAUUGGCUCGCUGGAUUACAAGGUUUUACGUAUAAGCUGUUCAGUGCCGACGGGCUAAGGUGGUCCCGGGACGAGAUCGAGGUGCAUCUGGCCGAUGUCCGCAAAGCGGCCCUCAUGAAGUCAGUUCAUUCCUAUCAAAGACAUUAUGUGGUCUACGGACGGAGGCCGUCGAGGGACGAAGAGCAAGUUUUAAGCCUGUACGGUCAUGGGUGA